CGAGCUCAGUCUCAGCCAAGAAGCUGAGAAGCGUGGGAGUCCAGAAACCCGACACACUACCUCGAGUUGGAAGGCAGACGGCACGCACUGACCCUACCCUUGGCUCUAGGAACCUUUCUGAUGGCGAGGCUGGACUGUGGGAUGAUAACCUCCAAGUCAGUACUUCUGCUGCUCAGUCUAAUCUUUUUGACUGCAGGAGUGGCCCUUGGAUGUGUCGGAGGGAGCUUCAUCACAGCCUAUGAGGACUACGAUGCCUUCUUCAAGGAUGAGCACAUCUUGCUGCCCGCUAUCAUCAUCAUAAUAGUUGCUAUCGUGAUGGUUUUGGUUGGGAUUAUUGGCUGUUUUGUCACAAUCAGAGAGUCCCCUGUUGGACUCCGGCUUUUCCUGGUCAUUCUCUUGCUGAUGUUUAUUACAGAAGUAAUGGCUUUCAUCUUGGGAUUUGUGUACAGGCAGAAGGUGGUGACAGAGGUACAAAGCACCAUGCUUACAAUCUUCCAGACAUAUGGUGGAAAGAAUCCGGAGACAGAGAUGGUGGAUUUCUGGCAGAAUCAGUUUCAGUGUUGCGGUGUAAAUAAUUAUACUGACUGGACUGUUACUCAGUGGUUCAAUAGCACUGGAAGCAACAGUGUCCCUCAGAGUUGUUGCAAACCGGAAUUUAAGAACUGCACAGGACUUCUCAGUGAACCUCAAGAACUCAAUACAAUGGGCUGUGCAGGAAUAAUGGAAUCUCAUAUAAAGGAUCUCAUCAACUACACUAUGAUUGUCAUCUUAGGAUUUGCUAUUGUGAAGUUUUUUGGAAUGCUGAGUAUCUUGGUAAUCGCGUGUAAGAAGAUCGACAAUGGAUAUCAGCCCCUGUACUCAGGAGUGUUUGCUUGAACAGACAAGAUGAGAGGAUGAUUCUUCACUGGAUCCUUGGGCAAAUAAGGCUUUUAGAGAUUAUUCCCAAAUAGGUUGUGCUGAUUGCUGUUAUUAAAUAUUUUAUUAACACUUGAACAAAGAUACUUAUUGCUUUGGAAGUUUUUUUUCGGGGGGUGGGGGGGGGGGCUACAUAGUGAGAAAUGGAAUAUGACUUGCAGUUGAAAACAUUUCAGAUACUGCUCCUCAGAUUUCUUACUCUUAAAAUCUUUGAACCCAAGUAUGUAAUUUCAGAUUAUUCUAAAACUGAGGUAAAGACUUUCCAGUCUACCACUCAUUCAGGGUAUAAACUGGUUCUCUUGCAAUUUUUAAAAUUCUUUUGGUAUCUCCUCUAUAAUUAACACUCAUUUUGAAGAGUUUCGUUUUCUAUAAAAUAAUAAAAUUAUUAUAGUCAUUAAAUUUGCUUGAAAACACUGUGAUUGACAUAGAGGGGACCUUCCAGAUAAAUUUCUAUGACUUGUCUCUUUUCCAUGAAAAUGUGAAUUUAAAAUGCAGUAUUCAGGAUUUUCUAGCAUUGAUUUUUAAGUCAUUUAGUGGUUUAUUAGACUAAUUUUAGCUUUGAACCUGAAUAAUACCCACUUUUUGUUAAAAAAAACUGCCCUGUAAACAUUUUCUACUUCAUAACUUUUGGUUCAGCAUUGUUCUUGCCUUUUUAAAUUUUAAAGUCUUAAACCUGGAAAUAUGUCUGCCACAGAUUGAGAUAAACUACUACAUGUUGACAGCACAUCUCACUAAAGACUGUAUUUAAUUAUUCUUUGCAACAAAUGAACUCCCAUAUACAUUUUUAUGAAAAUAACACCAUGUCCUAACUUCCCCCUUUUUAGUAACUUCUUCCCCUCCAAGUUCUGAGUAUCCUUUGGAAUAAGAACAAUUUCAAGACAUCUUUGUGAUUUUUAAAGGUCAAGCUUUGAAAUCAUUCAACAGAGCUUUUAAAGCAUUAGAGGACUGGAAGAAUUAUUAUGUACCAAAUUGAGAAUUUAAGGAAACAGAAAAAAAAUGAGCCCAAUAAAAGAGACAACUAUCUUAAAAGAAAGUAUGUACACUAUUUUCAAGAAGUGAAGUAUUGAAAGAAUUAUUUAGUUAAUGUUGCUUACAUCCUACAUUGGUUUUUCAUGACUAGCUAUGGAAGGUAAUGAUAAAUUAAAUGCACUUAUUUUCAUUCUAAUAUUGCACUGUCUAAAUGUAUUUUCAUGAUAACUUUCACAUCCUGAGGGUAAUGUCACCUAUUUAUCAUCACUUGUCUGUCUAUUGUCAGCUAUUAGUGCUCAGGAAGCCCUUUUUUAUUCAUUUUAGCAAAAUAAUAAAAUACAACUGAUUACUUAAA
Molecule: messenger RNA, 2239 nt
Organism: Ornithorhynchus anatinus (platypus)
Lineage: Eukaryota; Metazoa; Chordata; Mammalia; Monotremata; Ornithorhynchidae
Product: tetraspanin-36-like
Exons: 7
Coding region: 121-876 (251 amino acids)
Biological process (GO): protein maturation; regulation of vascular endothelial growth factor signaling pathway; protein localization to plasma membrane
Cellular component (GO): membrane
Source: RefSeq, a predicted model, not a curated record